Messenger RNA from Coturnix japonica (Japanese quail), 1852 nucleotides. The record is from RefSeq and is a predicted model, not a curated record. NCBI's taxonomy places the organism in Eukaryota, Metazoa, Chordata, Aves, Galliformes, Phasianidae.
CGCCGUGCCGGUCGCAUGGCGGGCUACGCGCCGCGCCUGCCCUGGCUGCUGCCGCUGCUGCACCGCGCGGUGCCGCCCCCCUGGGUACGGGCCGCCUGCGGGGCCGCCGGGCUCCGCGCCUCUACGAGCUCGGCCGGCAGGUGCGGGGCGCUGAGCGGGGCGCUGAGCUGCCGCCUCCUGCUGCCGCCCGGAGCGGCGGGCAGCGCCCCGCGCGCACUGAGUGUGGCCGCCGGCCCCGAGCCCACACCGCCGCCGGCCCCGACAGCACCGCGGGGAGCCGCCGCCGGGCCGCCGCGCUUCGACGCCAGGAGGCUGCUGGCCCUGGCGCGUCCCGAGCGCUGGAGACUGACAGCUGCCGUUGGGUUUCUGACAGUUUCCAGUGUCAUUACCAUGUCGGCCCCUUUCUUUCUGGGGAAGGUGAUCGAUGUCAUUUACACAAAUCCCAGCAACGACUUCACUGACAGCCUGUCCAGCCUGUGUGCCUUGCUGAGUGGAAUCUUUCUAUGCGGUGCUGCUGCUAAUGCUACUCGUGUCUACCUCAUGCAGACUGCAGGUCAAAGAAUUGUGAAACGUUUGAGAACAACCAUGUUCUCCUCUAUUCUUAAGCAAGAAACUGCUUUCUUUGACAAGACCAGAACAGGAGAGCUGAUAAACCGCUUAUCUUCAGAUACAGCACUCUUGGGCCGUUCAUUGACCGAAAACCUUUCCGAUGGGCUCCGAGCAGGCGCUCAGGCAUCUGUUGGGGUUGGAAUGAUGUUUUUUGUAUCUCCUAGCCUUGCUGCGUUUGUUCUGAGCGUUGUGCCACCCUUGGCUGUCCUGGCUGUGAUUUAUGGAAGAUACUUGCGAAAACUUACUAAAAUGACCCAGGAUUCUCUUGCAGAAGCAACACAGUUAGCCGAAGAGCGGAUCGGAAACAUAAGAACAGUUCGAGCUUUUGGGCAAGAAAUGGCUGAAAUGGAGAAAUACACGAAUAAAGUUGAUUACGUGCUACAGUUGGCUAGAAAGGAGGCACUAGCUCGGGCAGGCUUCUUUGGAGCAACUGGCCUUUCUGGAAACUUAAUUGUCCUCUCAGUCUUAUACAAAGGAGGAUUACUGAUGGGCAGUGCUUCCAUGACAGUUGGUGAACUCUCUUCAUUCCUAAUGUAUGCCUUCUGGGUUGGAAUAAGCAUAGGAGGUCUGAGUUCCUUUUAUUCUGAAUUAAUGAAAGGAUUGGGUGCUGGUGGACGUCUGUGGGAACUUACUGAGAGGAAGCCCCAACUUCCAUUUAACGAGGGAAUCACGUUAGGCAAAGACACAUUCAGAGGUGCUUUAGAAUUCAAGGACGUCGAGUUUGCUUAUCCAACACGUCCAGAAACAUCCAUUUUCAAAGAUUUCAGCCUUUCCAUUCCAGCUGGUUCUGUGAUGGCGCUGGUUGGCUCGAGUGGCACAGGGAAGUCAACUAUUGUAUCUCUUCUUCUAAGGCUGUAUGAUCCUAUUGCAGGUACUAUCACUGUUGACGGCUUUGAUAUUCGUCAGUUAAAUCCGUUGUGGUUCAGGACAAAGAUAGGAACAGUGAGUCAGGAACCAAUUCUGUUCUCCUGUUCUAUUGCUGAAAAUAUUGCCUAUGGUGCAGAGGAUCCAUCUACUGUGACUGCAGAGGAGAUUCUGAAAGUUGCCGAAAUAGCAAACGCUGCUGAGUUUAUCAGAGAUUUUCCUAAAGGGUUUGACACUGUAGUUGGAGAAAAAGGCAUUCUACUUUCAGGGGGACAGAAGCAGCGAAUUGCAAUUGCUCGAGCUCUGCUCAAGAACCCCAAAAUUCUUCUGUUAGAUGAAGCAACAAGGUAAGAGAGAGAAAAAUGUUUUCCCGACCUAG